AUGUCCUGUGAGAGUUCGGACCACUUGACACAUUUAAAUAAGCUCUUUGAUCGUUUGUGUCAUUACAACUUGAAGUUAAAUCCCGCUAAGUGCGUUUUUGGGGUGCCAGCUGGCAAGUUGUUGGGGUUUAUAGUUAGUAGAAGGGGUAUUGAGCUAGACCCUUCUAAGAUCAAGGCAAUUCAAGAGUUACCUCCUCCAAAGACUAAAAAGGAGGUGAUGAGUUUCUUAGGGAGGUUGAACUACACCAGGCGAUUCAUAGCUCAAUCAACCGUGGUAUGUGAGCCUAUCUUCAAGUUGUUGAAGAAAGAUGCUUUGACAAAGUGGACAGAAGAGUGUCAGAGUGAUUUUGAUACUAUUAAGAACUAUUUGUCCAAUCCACCUAUGUUGGUACCUCCGCGAGAAGGGAGUCCUUUGUUGCUGCAUUUGUCCAUCUCAGAUAACGCAUUUGGAUGCAAUGGAACCGCUGAAGUAUAUUUUCCAGAAGGCGAUGCCGACCGAAAAGAAAAUCCUGUUAAUGAAGAGUAUGAACCGCUCAAGACUUAUUUCCACGAUAAAGAAGUAUUGUUUGUGGGUGAAGAUUUUUCUGAAACAUAUCCUGGUUGGAGACUAUUCUCUGAUGGAGCAACCAAUCACCAAGGUAAAGGUAUCGGAGUGGUCUUAGUGUCAGAAUCUGGUCAACACUAUCCCAUGGAAGCUAAGCUCUGA
Molecule: messenger RNA, 705 nt
Organism: Solanum lycopersicum (tomato)
Lineage: Eukaryota; Viridiplantae; Streptophyta; Magnoliopsida; Solanales; Solanaceae
Source: RefSeq, a predicted model, not a curated record